GGCUACGUUACUUCUGGUGCCAUUAUUGGGGUUAAAUUUCCUACUGACUCCUUUUAGACCGGAAGAGAAUCACCCCUGGGAACGUGCCUACGAAGUCGUAUCCGCCGUAACUGCUUCCUUACAGGGCCUUUGUGUAGCGAUACUCUUCUGUUUUUGUAACGGCGAGGUUUUAGCGCAAAUGAGGCGAAAAUGGCAAAUAGCGACAUUUCGCACCAGAGCAAAUUCGUGUACAGUAACCACCGUCUCGGUACGUAAGUUUGUUCGCACGUCUGGGUAUCCAGGAGGAACUGAAGAAAAAGUAUGACUAGGAUCGAUAGGCCGUAGGGCUUCGCAAUGGAUUGCCAGCAGACGAACUUCUAACGCCGUACCUGUAGGCAGCAACGGUAUACCCCCAGCGCAAACUGUUUGAGUAAAAAUCGAACGUCAAAUUAUUCGUGUUUCAUCGAAUGUAAUCCUUUAAGGAUAUGUCAACUGUAAAAAAAUUAUCCUAAUGUAUUAAUUGUACAUAUAGACGCUUAAAAGACCAAGUAACAUUGUAAGGUUGUACGUACCGCUUAACUAUAAAUCCUCAUGAACUGCAUGUACCUGUUGUAAGAAAAAAUCCACUGAGUAUAUGCCUAAGUUUGCUAUUUUGGUAACGGAGGAGUUUUGUAAAAAUUAUUUGUUUAACACGUCGCAUCUUUGUUAUUUGUUAACAUGUUUAAUUUUAAUGAGCGUUAUAAAAUGUGUCCUAAUAAAUAUUUAUAUAAGGA
This is a messenger RNA of Photinus pyralis (common eastern firefly), 752 nucleotides long. Its product is annotated as calcitonin gene-related peptide type 1 receptor-like. Gene Ontology annotation, biological process: cell surface receptor signaling pathway; adenylate cyclase-modulating G protein-coupled receptor signaling pathway. NCBI's taxonomy places the organism in Eukaryota, Metazoa, Arthropoda, Insecta, Coleoptera, Lampyridae. Gene Ontology annotation, cellular component: plasma membrane. The record is from RefSeq and is a predicted model, not a curated record. Gene Ontology annotation, molecular function: G protein-coupled peptide receptor activity.